This is a messenger RNA of Homarus americanus (American lobster), 1484 nucleotides long. RefSeq lists its product as uncharacterized. NCBI's taxonomy places the organism in Eukaryota, Metazoa, Arthropoda, Malacostraca, Decapoda, Nephropidae. The transcript is spliced from 8 exons. Bases 178 to 1044 code for a protein of 288 amino acids. The record is from RefSeq and is a predicted model, not a curated record.
UUGGAGGCUUGACCUUGAGCAAGAGGGCAGAAGAAACGGCCGAGUUAACGACUGCCUGCAUGUUUGUGUUCAACACCCAGCUUGUUAGCAAGUAACUUUUCCCGUGUAAUCUACAACGUUAGAGAAACUGUACUUACCAAAAUUUUGGAGUGGGCAUUGUGACUUCCAACACGCAAGAUGAAUUACAGGGCAAACGAGGAAUUGCUCUCGUGUCCCUAUGAGCCAUCCCACCAGAUUCUUCCACAUCGCAUGGCACAACAUCUUGUUAAAUGUAAAAAGAAUUACCCAGAUGCAGAUAUGAAAGUGUGUCCAUUCAAUGCAACUCAUGUAGUACGCACUAUUCACUAUCAAAAACACAUCGUUGAAUGUGAAAACCGAGACACUGUUGAACUGGAGCUUUAUCGAAGACAAGGGAUGAAUAGACUGCCACCCGAACGUCAAGUUCUAAAGCCCCAUGUGACACAUCCUGCUGCAAAUGAGGAGGACUGGGACAAGGAAGCACUUGCUGCAUCUUACAAUCCUACUCAAAGAAUAAUUUACAAGACAAUAGCAAGAGAACCUCCACCCGGUUUUGGAAAAGCUUCACGUAAACUUUGGAGAACAAGAGAAGCACAAAGGAUUGAGCUAUUAAGAAAGGGACUGCCCAUCGAUGAGUUUUUAAUUACAUGUACUGAUGAAUUUGGUGGAAAGUACAGUGGUGAUUCUUCUACAGCAUGUGAAGGUUACCUCGGCAACAGUUUUUAUAAACACGAACAUGAAGCAGCAGCAGGAGAGACCAGCAAUAACCAUGCAAGGGUAGCUACUUCACCAAUGCGUCAUCCCGGUAUGAUCCUUGACAUCCCCAGUAGUCCUGGUUCAAGUUUCAGUCAGGGGAAAGAUACCAGUGUUGAUGAGACUGUGAAUCCUGGAAUGAUCCCUGCUUUUGUCAUGAAAAUAGACAGGUAUCGGAAAGAAACUGAAGUUGGAGGAAAAGAGAGAGAGGUUAGAAAUACAGCAUUAAAGUACCUGCCAACUAACACAACAGGAAAAGGAGAAAGUAGCUAAAGGGGAGUGUUUUGAGACUUAGCUUGUGAAGGUACAGUAAAACUUCCCUAAGGCAUACUAAUUGAGGGGAAAAGGUGGCUCGUAUAAGAGUUUGUCCACCUUAGAGCAAAUUUUUCCAAAAACACCCCCAUUUUAAGUUAUAAACGAAUACACCACCAAUGUAUUGUAUCCAAUUUUUAUGAAAGAAAUACAUGUUUAAAAAAAAUUUUAAUUUAAAAAAAAAGGAAUGAACAGAAAGUGCUGUACAUUUAUUUUGCUUAUGACAAAUGUAAUGUAUAAAAACGAUAAUGAUGUAAAAAAAAAAAAAAAAAAUUCAGUGUAUUUUUAUGGCAUAUAAGACGCACGCCCCAUUUUAGCAGGGAUUAUUUAAGGAAAAGCCGUGUUUUUUUUUUGUUUUUUUUCUUUUUUCUAAAAACCAGUUUUUGUGAUAUAGCUCGAAU